AUGAAAAGUGUUUACUUACUUUUCAGCUCUUUAGGUUGCAGACCUCGGAUCAUUGGAUUGGCACCGUGGUUUUUAAAUGACAAAGUGAGAUUAGAUGACCUCAGCCAGUCGGUGAGCAAACUGGAAGCAGUAACGAACAGUUCCCUUGAAACGGUCAGUGACCUAAUGGUGGUGCUGAAAUGUGGGAAUCGAUGCACGUGUCGCGUUGUUUCUUCUAAAACGUUCGUGAACGACUUCGAUUUUUCGGUCGUUGCUGUAAGAAUACUCUCAUCUGCGCUACGCUUUUGCCGGAAUUCUCAUUUUUUCAACGAAUAUGCCAGACCGGUGGUGGAGGCGUUUUCCAAAAUCCUGUCGAUUUUAGAGGAAUUAGGUCCGUGGUGUGCUUGGAGGACGUGCCUCAUUUAUGAACGCCAUCUGAACAAAUUGAACAAGUCCAGCGUGUCCGAACCGCACCAGUUAUUUAUCCAGCUCGGUCAGACAUACAUACGAGCGGCGAAGAAGAUCCUGGAGAAACACGUGAAGAGUGUCGACAGUGUUGCAAAACUAGAAGCGUUCGUGCCCGAUCGUGUCGUGCGUCUGCUAAAUAUUUUGAAAAGUCACUGCCCUGUGAUCGUUCCUGGUCAACUACCGAAUCCAGCGUCAGAAUUUGCCGGCGUCGUAUUUGUACAAAGGCGCUAUACUGCCUACAUCUUAAAGCUCCUUCUGAAGAAAGUGCAAUCGUGGGACGUAGAAUCUUUUGGGUAUCUGAAAGUGGACUUUAUGGUCGGUUAUUCGAGCAGCAAUUUGGCAAUGGAAGAUUCAAUGGCUUUGCAUAGGCGUCAGGAAGAGGUAAAAGCAAAUUUUCGACAGAAGAUUUUAAACUUGCUGAUAUCCACAAGCAUAUUGGAAGACGGAGUUGAACUGCGGCAAUGUAACAUUGUCGUGCGCUAUGACAUUCCGCUUGAUUUUCGUUCGUAUCUGCAAUCCAAAGGCAGGGCACGCAAGCGCGACUCGAUCUUUUACUUUCUUGUCGAUCAAGAAGUGAAGGAAGCAUUUGCUGAGAGGUUUAAAACAUUCUUGCUACUUGAGAAGGUAUGCAGUUGUUCGCUGUGAAA
Molecule: messenger RNA, 1094 nt
Organism: Soboliphyme baturini
Lineage: Eukaryota; Metazoa; Nematoda; Enoplea; Dioctophymatida; Soboliphymatidae
Source: the annotation of a GenBank genome assembly